CCGGGUGAGUAAACCAACGAUCUGUUCAUCCACACUGAUAGAACCUCUAUAAUUAUGUUUCCCAUUGUUGCGUUGGUCAGUGGUGAGUAACUGCGUGUACUAGUAUACUACGAAACACACAGGAAACUUCGUCCUACAUUUCCAUCGCUUCCGUACAUCGCACUACUCCUACUGUCGUUGACCUGGCGAAUAUUGUAUGCAGUAGAGGUUGUGCAACAAGCCCUGACGUUGGAAUGCGCCUACUUGUAUUUGACUCGGGAUUAAACAGCCUUCCACCGACUAUGUUUCAUUGUUUGAAGGAUUAAAUAUCAGACAAGAAGAUGUUCUUGAAAAUGGACUUAGUGGUCCUUUGACCAUGAACAAAACAAUGUGUUUCGCGGAGAAUAAUUGAACGCAAUCGUUGCGUUGAGGGAAAAUCCGUACGAAUGAAUUACACACACCAAAGAACUCGCCAACGAUCGGGCACAGAUAGCACUCGCAUUGGCAUGAAGCCCAUUCGCAUUGGAGCCUAUAUCUCGUCAAUGUUUACAUUUUUAUGUGUUUUGAGAUAUUGGACUGAAAAUCUGACAUACUGUAACAGUCUUAAGUAUUCUUUGAGCAAAUGGCCACCCCGCAUGAAGUCGACGAAUUUCACGAUUCACAACAGUGGUGCCCUCUCUGUUCUGAACGCAUAACAGACCCUAAAAUAUUACAAUGUUUGCACAGUUUUUGUCGACCAUGUUUGGAGAAACGUGUCGCUGAGCCCGAUCGUGUGAAGUGCCCCGUUUGUAUGCAUGAAACAUCACUAGGUGACAUGGGACUAGAUGGCCUGACCUCAAGCAUUCUCAUCAAUAACAUCCUUGAUGUUGUCAGUAGCCAUGAUGAUGAAAUGGAUCAACGUUUAUUCCCCCACAGUCACCAUCAGAGGCGACAGUGUAAAUCAUGCGAGGAAGGGCAGAUUGCCACACGCCUUUGCAAAGAUUGCAAUGAAGUCCUCUGUGAAAGCUGUGUCCUGGCUCAUCAAAGGGUUCGUCUUACCAAGGAUCACACAAUUAUCUACCUGGAAGGCAUCAAUGGAAGUCGCCAUGCACCUAAACUCCCUUUGCUCUUUCACCACUACCAGCAGCAGCAUCAGUAUCACCCGCCAAAGAUGCAGCCUGUUUCUGAUAGACCGCCUAGCUAUUGUAGCACUCACAAGGAGAUGUUGCGGCUUUACUGCGACACCUGUUACAAAGCCAUCUGUAGAGAAUGCACCAUGGUGGAGCAUAAUGGUCAUGAUGUAGUUUACCUGCAAGAUGCUGUCCAGGAUAGCAAAGCAUUGACUGUCAAGAUGCUGAAUGAUGCCAAAGCCAACUCAAGAGCUCUUCAAGAAAGUUUGGCACACACGCAAGCCAUGGCAGAGAAGGUAGAGCAUAAGUGCCAGUCAGUAGCUUCAGAGGUUCGUGCUAACAUCCGCAGGCACAAAAUGGGAUUGGAAGAAAGAGAGAGGGAGCUUUUACGCAAAGUUGAAGUAAUCCGUCAAGUGAAAUGCAAAUCACUUCAUUCCCAGGCUGAUGAUAUUCAACAAGCUAUGGAGAGUUUGAAUGAGUGUAUGGAAUCUGUGCAGAAAGCUCUUGAGUCAGGCACCGAUGUUGAUGUUCUAAAAACCAAAGAAAAGAUCAUGUCUGAGAUGAGAACACUGAAAAGUUUGCGAGGAUACCUUCAACCACAGGAGGAAGAUGGCAUCUUCUUCACACCUCCUGAUGGUGUUUUACAUACUGCCAUCUUAUCCAUGGGAUACAUUAGUAGCAGUGCUUAUCCUCCUAACUGCUAUGCGACAGGUGAUGGAUUAAAACGGGCUCUGGUUGGCAAGAUAUCCUCCUUCAUGGUUCAUUCAAAAGAUCACAAUAAUGAACCAAGAUGUGUUGGUGGAGAGAUUUUAGAGGUUACUGUCCGUGGUCCUGAUGGCAUUCUUUAUCCAGCGGAGGUCAUCGACCAGCAGAAUGGCACUUAUCUAGCAAGCUACAGACCAAUGCUUGAAGGUCAGCAUUACUUGUCAGUCACAAUUAAGGGCAAGAAUAUCAUGGAUAGCCCAUUUGUUGUCACUGCUCGCAAUGCACGUAAAUUCACCACCAUCGGUCCAGCCCUCAUGUCUUUUGGUAGUGAAGGGGAAGGCGAUGGUCAGCUCUGUCGUCCCUGGGGAAUUGCAGUUGAUGCCGAGGGAAGAAUUAUUGUUGCAGACAGAAGUAACAACCGUAUCCAGAUCUUCAAUGUAGAUGGCUCCUUCAGUCACAAGUUUGGCUCUCCUGGAACCCGCAAUGGGCAAUUUGAUCGGCCAGCAGGAGUUGCUGUCAGUGGUGAAGGCAACAUCAUAAUUGCUGAUAAGGAUAACCAUCGGUGCCAGGUCUUCACUAUAUCAGGCCAAUUUCUCUUCAAGUUUGGUGAGAAAGGUAGUAAGAAUGGCCAGUUCAACUACCCUUGGGAUGUAGCAGUCAACAGUGAGGGUAAAAUCUUGGUAUCUGAUACCAGGAACCAUAGGAUCCAGCAGUUUAACCCAGAUGGUACUUUCAUCAACAAGUUUGGGUUUGAAGGUGCUCUGUGGAAGCACUUUGAUUCACCCAGAGGUGUAUCCUACAACAAUGAAGGGCACAUUGUUACAACAGAUUUCAACAAUCAUCGUCUUGUGGUCAUCCAUUCAGACUUCCAGUCAGCCCAGUACCUUGGAUCUGAGGGAACCAACAAUGGGCAGUUCUUACGACCUCAAGGAGUGGCUGUUGACCAGGAAGGUUACAUCAUUGUGGCAGAUUCACGAAAUCACCGCAUCCAAGUAUUCCAUCCAAAUGGUAGUUUUCUGUGUAAGUUUGGUAUGCCAGGCACAGGAUCUGGUCAGUUAGAUCGCCCAUCUGGUAUCUGCGUGUCUCCAGAUGGUGUGAUAUUAGUGGUAGAUUUCGGCAACAACCGAGUGCAAGCAUUCUGAAGAAUAUUACGGGUAAAUAAAGGUUGGCCUUUUGUGUUACAGGAGCAGGAAUAUUUUAUGGGAGGAUGAUUCUGAGCCACUGAUAUAUCCCCACAUUCAUUUGCAUAUACCUGUAGCACUCUAAAAAAAUGUUGUGUUCUAUGUGUAUAUUAAGUGCUCAAAGCAAAAUAUGUAAAACAUUUCUGUCAUUGAGACUUCCAAGCUGGCUAGCUUUUAAUGACAAAUCUAUGCGGGUACUCAAAGAUGAAUAAAUUGUUAUUUUUCUGCUGUGUUUUCUGCCCUUUCAACAAUCUAAUUGUAAAGGUGUUGUGGUUUUAUGCAAGUGAUUGUCGGGGAAUACCAGUCAGAUAUAUAUACUUGUACAUGAUUUUAACCUAUAACAAUAAGGAGAAAUCUUAAAUCCAAAAAGAAACGGUUGGUAAAUUCAAUAUUUUAAGAGCAUUGUUAAACAGUUUGGGGGAAAAAGCAGUUACGGUAGGCCGUGAUAAUCAUUGCAUUUCCUUGAUAUCAGCAAAGAUCUAAUGACCACAUGAUUUUCUGUAAUCAAGUGUCUAGAAGGUCACUUGCAGUACAUGUACUUUUCUAAAAAUAAAGUGUUAUUUUGGAUAAGCAUCAAUAUGCAUAAUUACAAUGCCCAAUUUAGGGAUAUUCUAAUAUACAAUGCGUUUUGCUGAAUCAACUGUUUGGGCCCCAGUACAGUAGCUGCAUAACAAUGUACUUAAUUUUUGUUUUCAAAGGCAAGAUAAAGUCUGAAUUCAUGCUACCCAUCAAUAACAAUGAUCAAAAGAUGAAACUAGUAGUUAGAUAUAUUGGAGACUAUGAUGGCUGCGCUCAGUAUCUACCUCAUUGUUAAAAUGGUGUGCUCUACCUCAUAGUCAGGGAAGAGGUUCUGCAUCCACAGCUCAGGUUGAUCCAAGAAGUGAUUGUAAAUUGCUUUUAAAACUUGCAUGUGUAGUAAAAUGUUUUGAUAACUAUAAGAUAUAAAUGUGUAUGAUAUUUUGCAGCUGCCAAUAUUACUUGAAUUAUUUCAACAGGCUCCAAGUGCGAAGCAUUUUGUUGCCAAAGCUUGAAUCUAAACAAAAAAAAUGUACAUUGAUGCAAGACUUGUUCAAAUGUUUUAUCAAAAGAUAAGUUUGUAUUUAAGAUAUAUGUUUUUUUUUUCAUUUGUUACGUUGUUUAUUAGAAUAGUUAUAUUGUGUAUUGGGUAGAUGUUUUGUGAUGUUAAUCAUUUAUUACCAAACAAGUGUUAGAAUAUCCGUGUGUAUAUAUGACAGCAUACAUCAUUCUCAUAGCCGCUGAGGAAGGUGGAAUUGUCUUUUCCAUGUACUGUAUCACAUUUAAUUGUUUGGCAAUAGGGAAGAUGUACUUGAAAAACAAUGCAUCAAAAAUGUUCGGGCAUUAUUAGUGAGUAGCGAGACAACCUAAAUGUGGACGAAAUGUUAUGAAUUAUCCUGUAAAAAGCUGCCAAAUUCAGUUUAUUUAUCAUUAUGGUUCUCGAUGGCCUUUUUUUUCCAAGCAUUAUAUUUCAGGUUAUUAUGCUCAGGGAACGCCUUCUUAUUUCAGGGCCUGUUUUGUGAAGAACAUAUGGUCACUGUAAGUUUGCCAUUAUGGUAAUAUUCAUAGAAAUCCCAAUUUUGAUUGGCUGAUGAGCUGUUAGUAACUAUAGUAAUUGAAACUGUGGCAGGGUUACUAAGUUCUUUAUGAAAUAGGUCCCAGGUGUACUCUGCCUCAACAUUUAGUCAAGGAUAUCAAAAUGAUGUCAACUACAACAACAGACUGUAUACAUUCUAAAGCAUUGUUCAGAUAAUGCACAGCAAAGCUUGGAAACAUCUUUUAUAGUAUUCAGACAUGGUACUUGUCGGGGCUGAGUUAUAUGUAUCCCUUAUAAAGUUAAUUAUUGACCAGUUCUCCAUUUUCACAGCCAGGAAUUUAAAAAUAAUCUUGUUUUUACCGUCCAUGCGCCAUUAUUUUUAAUGAGCCACGCUUACAUGUACAUUGAUUCUGUAUACAAAUUGUAGCUGAGCUUUGUUGGUUUGACCUGUAGCACUAAGUUGGGCAAACUAUGAAUACCUUUUUCCCAUCAAUUUCUACCAUUAUUGCCAAAGUAUGUAAUUUUCUGAAUAGCUGUUCAAGGUUAGCUGGAACAAAUUCUGUGAUAUUUACCCACAACUAAGAACUUUCUCAUAUUUUUCUACACAAUCAUUGUCAAUAAUUGUAGGCAUUAAAACACUUUUAAAAAGCCCUACCACUGAUUGGUUGUAACAUUGCAGUUACUUGAUAUGAAUUGAAUGGUGUAAGUUGCAGCAUACUGCACUCUGGAGAACACACACAAAAUGCAAAUCUUCACAAUAUUCUGAUAAUUCAGUUUUUGAUAUUGUUGCCGAGUCACAGGUCGUAAGUUAUACUUACAAUGUCAGAAACUAAUAAGCAGGCUUAGAUCACUAACCAAUAAAAUCAAAUGUUUAGAAAGAUUGAAUGAAGAUUGGGUGAUUUGAUAAGUCUGCAUAAAAUGUACAGCUUUCAAAAAUUUAUAUUGGCCGUCAGUAAAUAACCCCUGGGUCUUUUUCAUAAAGACUUACAAUUAUUGUGACUACGAUUGAAACCUAAAUUUGGAUUCACUGCUGAGCCCUGUGAGGCUGUUACCAUCGAAGUUAACAUUAUCAAAAGUCCUUUUAUUAUUUGGGCCUCAGAUGUGAAAGAUCAUUUUCAAAAUUUGUUAUAUGUAGUAAUAAAUUUAUGGGUACAUCAAUAGAAAAAAAUGUCGGAGGUUGUUUGCUUCUGACAGAAAAAAAAGCAAAGCAUUAAAAAACAUUCACUUUAAUUCUGCCUGCUAAACUUGGUAUACAUGUAGGAGUCAAUGGUGGAAUGGAAUAUGAAAUAAUCUAUUAAGAAUUAAUAACUUUUAUUUCAAUCAUUGAUUCUAACAUUUCCUCAUAAAUUUCUAACAAUAUGGUAAAAGACCACACAAAAGCAAGCAUAGCAAAUACAUUUUGGUAAUUCCAUUUAUACCUCAAUAUAAUGUAUGAAGGAAGGGUAUUCAAUACUUAUAUUUAUUGUUGUAACUAUUUUCAACAUGUUAAAGUUAAUAUUGCAAUAGAAGAAUAUCCAUUGACCAUGAACAAGAGUUGUCCUGGGAUAAAAAUGCUGCAUAUUUCCAGUGGAAUGCUGUCUGAAUUCUUCUAUACAUAACUAGAAAGUCAAUUCAAGAAAUAUUAUGAAACAUUGUCAUCAAUGAUAUACGUCAGUUUUUACCUCAAACAGUUUGUAAGAAAUGUGUUGGUUAUACAUUAUAUUGUCUUGUUGAUCACAGUGUUUGAAUAGUGCUGCACCUGUAAAUGUAUGUGAACAAUUGUGAUAUAGAUAUAGAUUAAUAGAAUAAUACAAUUCUGCACUCCUCAUUAUCAACUAUACAUGAAUGUAAGAAAUGUUUGAAAUUGCAAUUGUUGUGCUACCUCUGAAGAGACAGCUUUUUAAAAAGAAUGUCAUUAUAUUGUAAUGUUUAAUUGUAUUGUGAUAAAAAUUUGAAUUUCUAAGAAAUAUUAAUUUUGAAAUGUAUGAAAAUAAAAUCUAGUUGAACUGGGGUACCUAGUAAAAACCAGUCUCAUAGACUAUCAUAUACCUCAGCCAAAUCAAGGAAGGAGACUUAUAUCUCAGGCUAAUUAGUUAGAAAUGGAAAUGAAAUAAGAUUGAAGCUAAGCUUACAUGGUGUUGUGUGCUAGAUCACAGUCUAAGACUGAAGCUUGCAUUUAUAAUAGUUAGCAUAUGUGUCUUGCAUGGAUUUCUGCUUUUAUUGCUCAAAGCAAAAUAACCCUGCUAGAAAAAGUGUAUUUAAGUAUCCCAAAUGUCAAACAUGAUUUGCUUAUAUAUCCCAAAGACCCAAACUGCGCUUGUCUUCGUGCUUGCUACAUGUAUUAGCUUUGUGACGUAUCAACUUCUUUGAGUAAAGCUCAUUUCUGGUGAAAAAAUGCUGUGAUUGUGAUAAAAAAUGUACAUGUAAAUGGAGCUGUAUAUAAAGAAAUGCUGCAAGACUAUAUGUUGGUGCCAUAUUUGUUGUAUAAUAGAUAAGUGUAGAACUUUGUCAAACCCAAGUCAUUUAUAAGUAGGCUCAAGGGAUCAGGUGCCUGUUUUCUUUUUUCUCCAUGAUGUUCAUGUACCAAUACCUCCGUUUAAAUUUGGAAUGAAGCGCUGAGAAAGCUUGCCUGGAAAAAAAUGUUACCAAGAGUUUUACUUUUACUACACCCUGUAUACAUGUACAGUAAUAUACAUAGUUACAUACAUGUACAUGUAUAAAACUUUUUCACAAGUAUGCAAUGUUCUUGUUUCAUAAAGCUUGUCAAUAGCAAAUGCUGAAUUUCAAUUACAUUUUAUAAUCAUGUGAGUAAGCAAUCAAAUAUCACUCAUUCAAUUAUUGUAAAUUCUGAAAUGGCACCUUGCUCUCAAAUCUGCCAAUUACUGAAUUCAUUUUUUGGAAUUAUCUCUACAGUGUAUGAGACCAUGAUCAAGUCAUGCCAUGUGUGUACAGGGAGAAUAUCAGAAGAUUAAUUGCUUCUUCACAUCAUGUAAGCUUGUAUAAGAUCAGUAAUGUUUUGUGAACAAAAAUGCGAGUAGAGUAUACAGUAUGACUUUCAAGGGAACUUGAUAGAUUUAACAAUUAAAGACACAUCCUGUCAUAUAUUGUUUGCCUUAAAUACUACUUACAUGUAAUACCUUUUUUGGAUAAUAAUCAUUACAACAUGAAGUGGAGGGUACAAGUACUGGUACAGGUAUAUCAUGUAAGGUAGGAUACUCUUGUUUGAGAUUUUACAGGGACAUUCAAUCUGCACAUUCAAGUCAUUUUUAUUUGAUCUCCCUAAUUAAGAAAUUACAUGUAUAAUCAGGGGUUCCGUUACAUUUGCUUCAGCGACAAUUGCUCCGAUGGAAAAUCUGCACAUUAAGCGGAACAUAAAAGCUAACCUUCAAAACUAAAUAAACCCUAAACAUAAAUCUUUACAUUAAUAUUCUGAACCAAAAACUCUAUUACAAUCCUAACUCUAAUCAUAUUCCUUCUGAGAUAUUAAGACCUGAGCAAUUGUCGCAGGAGCAAAUGUCGUGUCAUCAUAAUCAGGACCUGCUGAGAAACUUGUUUUAUAUAAUUAAAUGCAAAUAUAUUUGAAUUA
Messenger RNA from Lytechinus pictus (painted urchin), 8091 nucleotides. RefSeq names its product E3 ubiquitin-protein ligase TRIM71-like. The coding region runs from base 602 to 2935 and encodes 777 amino acids. The record is from RefSeq and is a predicted model, not a curated record. Gene Ontology annotation, biological process: proteasome-mediated ubiquitin-dependent protein catabolic process; protein polyubiquitination. NCBI's taxonomy places the organism in Eukaryota, Metazoa, Echinodermata, Echinoidea, Temnopleuroida, Toxopneustidae. The transcript has a single exon. Gene Ontology annotation, molecular function: protein binding; ubiquitin protein ligase activity; zinc ion binding.